CUUUUAAUGGCCAGAAGAAUUAUCCAAAAUCAGCCUGUUUAGAAAUUAAUAACGAAACAACCAAGUGGCUUCAUGGCAACUCCUAGGAGCAGAAAGUCCAACACCCCCAACUAUGUAUAAAAGGCCAAAGCCAGCCAACCAGAUGAUUCCACUUCAUUCUCUUUAUGCACUCUUCUUCUCCUUUUUCCCCUUGCCCACAACUACCAUUUGCAAUUUAUAUACUCAUCUUGUUCGCAAUUUACUCCAAAGAAAAUUAGUUAACAAAGAUUGAGUUAUGGGUAUUUGCUGGACAUCUCCUGCUUCUCCUCCUGAUCCUCAUCCUAACACCAACAUAUCAUCAACUACAGGGACAUCUGGAAAUCACAGCAGCAGCAGGAACAUAUUUUCAAACACAAGCAGCAGUGCAGGAAGAAGUCAAUUUUCAGAGGCAUCAAGCCCAAGAAUGGAAGAGCCACAGCAAACCAAUGGGCAGAUUUUGGACUCACCCAACUUGAGAGUUUUCACUUUUGCAGAGAUGAGGGCUGCCACUAGGAAUUUCAAGUCAGAUUCAGUGCUGGGUGAGGGAGGGUUUGGGAGAGUUUUCAAAGGUUGGGUGGAUGAGAAAACACUUGCACCUUCUAAGGUUGGCAUUGGAAUGAUGGUUGCUAUCAAGAAAUUGAACCCAGAAAGUGUGCAAGGUUUUCAAGAAUGGCAGUCAGAGGUGAACUUUCUAGGAAGGCUUUCUCAUCCAAACCUUGUCAAGCUAUUAGGAUACUGUUGGGACGAGAAGGAGCUUCUCCUUGUCUAUGAGUUCAUGCAGAAAGGAAGUUUGGAGAAUCAUCUUUUCAGAAGGAGCGCCGGCAUUGAACCACUAUCUUGGGACAGAAGGCUAAAAAUAGCUAUCGGAGCAGCUCGGGGCCUAGCCUUCUUGCACGGUUCAGAAAAACAAAUCAUAUACAGAGAUUUCAAGGCCUCAAAUAUACUGCUUGAUGGGAAUUUCAAUGCAAAAAUUUCAGAUUUUGGAUUAGCGAAAUUGGGGCCGGCUGGUGGAGAGUCACAUGUUUCGACUAGGAUUAUGGGCACCUAUGGCUAUGCUGCUCCAGAGUACAUUGCAACAGGUCAUUUGUAUGUGAAGAGCGAUGUGUAUGGCUUUGGAGUUGUGUUGCUUGAAAUUCUGACAGGGUUACGAGCACUCGAUACGAAGCGCCCUAAGGAGCAACAACAACUGGUAGAGUGGGCUAAACCACUUCUCCUUCAUAAAAGAAAGCUGAAAAACAUUCUGGAUGUGCGGAUGGAAGGUCAAUAUGCCUUCAAGGCAGCAUUACAAGCAGCACAGAUUACUCAAAAGUGCCUAGCACCGGAUCCUAAAAGCCGGCCCUCCAUGAAAGAAGUUGUGGAGGAAUUGGAAAAGAUUCAAGCAAUCAAGGAGAAGCCAAAGCAAUCCAGACUUGCAUCUGCGCAACCUACUUUUAGUUUUGGAAGCAAUAAACAGUCUGUUCAUCGGUCUCCGCUUCACUUUAGGUAUCAUGGCACUGAGUAAAUGAGGUAAAAUGUCAAUUGCAUAGGAACCUGUCAUCAAGACCAAGCGCUAAGGAUACAGCAAGUUGGUAUGUUCAGGCAUCAAAAUUUAAAAUGCUUGAACAUUCAUCUUUUUCUUUCUCUUGUCAAUUUCCAUGGUGAUUUUUUAAUUUUUUGUGUAGCAAUUGUUGAAAUUCAUAACCAAUUUUGUACCUGUAGUCACCACCAGUUUUGAUGAAUUGGAGGAUUGUUUGUUAAAA
Prunus mume (Japanese apricot) is the source of this 1757-nucleotide messenger RNA. RefSeq names its product putative serine/threonine-protein kinase PIX13. The record is from RefSeq and is a predicted model, not a curated record. Lineage: Eukaryota; Viridiplantae; Streptophyta; Magnoliopsida; Rosales; Rosaceae. Gene Ontology annotation, molecular function: protein kinase activity; ATP binding. Gene Ontology annotation, biological process: protein phosphorylation.